GUGAAAACUCUCUCUCUAACUCCCGCUCCAAAACAUUUAUAUAUAAAAAAAACACUUUUGAAAACACAAACAACGUCGUUUUUUUUUUGGUAAACACAAACAACGUUGUUGCUCAGAUUUAUCAGAGUGUAGGAAACAAUAAAUUACUUUUGGGGUUAGAAUAUGAAGCGUAAGCGAGGGCACAAGAAAGGAAAACCAAAAGGGGCUCCUGUGGUGAGUAAGAAUGAGGUAUCCAUAAAUUUGGUGAGUGCAAAUACAGAAGAUAAUUCGGGUUUGGAUGGUUUUGGGAAUGAUAACAAAUAUGAAUCUGGAAUGGAGGUUGAUACACCUUCUUCAACGGGGACUGACCAGCCGUACAAUGUUGCAAGUAUUAAUCCCGAUGGUUCCAUUGAUAAGGCAAUGGGAAAGUCAGUUGGGCGUGUGAAAGUGAAACUGAGGACAAGUAAGAUGUUGGAAUCUCAACAUACUUCUUCCGAUGCACCCACGCACAGUGACACUGAUAAGAGUAGCCAGCAAAUGGGUUUUGAAAGGCAAGGUGUAGGUCUGGAGAGAAUGGAAGAUAGUGCAAACUCAUUGCCUAUUGGUGUUUCAGGAAAUCCAGCUAAGAAAGCUGGGAGUAUCAAGAUUAAAUCGUCGAUGAUCUUGGGUAAUCCAAGUGUUUAUCAAAGUGGUGGUAGUGCUGCUGUUGCUCAGGGUGAGAGUCCACACCAGAAAGAGCUAAAGAUACCUCAUCAGGAUGCUCAAUUUAGUAAGCAAGAACUUGAUGAUUGCUUGACGGUGAUAAAGAAGGUAAUGAAAAUGGAUGCAGCAGAACCCUUCAAUGUCCCUGUGGAUCCUGUAGCUCUGGGAAUUCCCGAUUACUUUGAUGUCAUAGAUACACCAAUGGAUUUUGGAACGAUAUGUGGCAAUCUUGAAAAUGGUGUGAAGUAUAUGAACUCGGAGGAUGUUUAUAAGGAUGUACAGUACAUUUGGGAGAACUGCAAUAAGUAUAACAAUAAAGGUGACUAUAUUUUGGACCUUAUGAAGCGGGUGAAGAAGAAUUUUAUGAAGUAUUGGACAGCUGCUGGGUUAUACAGUGAACAACAAUGGGGAACUAAGGGGGCUGAAAGCAUUCAAGUGGAGGAUGUUUCUGUGUCCAGUCAGGGAAAAGUGCAUGUAAAAGGCAGUCAACCAAAGCAGAAGACAGGAAAACGUCAUGGAAGGCGCCAUAAAAAUGAUUGUUUAUGUGCAAUAUGUGUUCUAAAGCGUCGUAGGAGGGAGCGUGAGGAGAAUGCUCGUCUUGCAAAAGGCCAUAUAGGAGCUACUGAUAAUAAUUAUACUGAGGAGACCCAGCAAGAGGAUGGUCAACAUGUGGAAAGUCCUAGUGCUGAAGAUUCAUCAUCAAAUGAUGAAUCACUAGACCCAGAUGCAGAUGCUGAGGUACAACAGAAAGUAGAUGAGGUGAAAUUGGAUGUUCCUGAGGAGCAGCAUGGUCCUUUGGAGGAGAAGCAAGGGGAGGAGGAAGAGGAGGAAGAAGACGAAGAAGAAGAGGAGGAGGAGGAGGAGGAGGAAGAGAAUGAGUUAGAGACUCAAAAGAAACACAAGAAUGAAACUCCAGAACAGCCACAGUUUGGUGAUAGAUCAGAGGAGGAGCAUGAGAGACAGCCUAAGCUAAGAAUUGUGGAGAAGUCAGGAGUUGGAGUCCGAGUUGAUACUCAGAAAGAGGAUAUAUUAAUGAGGCAGGAAGCCAAAACUGCUGCAGCACAACAACAGAAACAUAAGGAAUUACAAGAAAAGCACAAAAAAUCUAAAGUGUGUAAGAACCUCGAGCUAGAAAAUCCCAUGCUUUUGGACUUAUGCGGAAUUCUCUUCCCUGACAACCAUAAGUCUGUCUGGAGUGGACCCCAUUCACUGAAUCAGCAUCAUCGUUCUGCUCGUACUAGUUCCAUCCAUGCAGCUAUUGCAACUUUCAUGAAAUAGGUGCUUGUUCUGAUGCAUGUACAUUGGUUGCGUAGAUCUGAGUGUUUGAUGCUGAAGUGUACUUCUCCUUGCACUUACUAUAGGAUGCAUGCUGUGUCAAAGGAGAAUGAGCAUGCACAGCUGGACGCUUGUUUUAGAAUUACUUCUCUCACAAAAGCUGCUGGUCAAAUGAUUUCAAAAGUAGUUUCGAGUCAUCAAUGUAAUGGUUUUCAGGAGUUACUUGGAGGGAUAUAAUAUUACAUGUGAGAUUGUACAUGAUCUAGCAAGAUUCAAGAAUUUGGUUCUUCACCGUGUAUCUGCAAAUGACAAUUCUAACUUGUAAAAGCACAUUUUCAGUUUAUGUUUUAUGAUGAGUUAGAUUGCAAAUGGUUUAUGGCAA
Quercus robur (English oak) is the source of this 2338-nucleotide messenger RNA. RefSeq lists its product as uncharacterized. Gene Ontology annotation, molecular function: protein binding. Bases 163 to 1959 code for a protein of 598 amino acids. The record is from RefSeq and is a predicted model, not a curated record. NCBI's taxonomy places the organism in Eukaryota, Viridiplantae, Streptophyta, Magnoliopsida, Fagales, Fagaceae. The transcript is spliced from 9 exons.